GCUAAACUAAUUAAAAUAACUGAGGAAAACAAACAAGGUAAAUAGGUUAGCUAUCUAAGCUAACCGCAGUAACUGUGGUAAGUGAGCUAAGCUAUUGAAGUUAAUGGGGUAAGCGAGCUAGCUAGCUAAGCUAAUUGAAAUAGCUAUGGUAAGUAAGAUAACCUAAUUGAAGUAACUGGGGUAGCCGAGCUAGCUAGCUAAGCUAAUUGAAGUAACUGGGGUAAGUGAGCUAGCUAGCUAAGCUAAUUGAAAUAGCUAUGGUAAGUAAGAUAACCUAAUUGAAGUAACUGGGGUAGCCGAGCUAGCUAGCUAAGCUAAUUGAAGUAACUGGGGUAAGUGAGCUAGAUAGCUAAGCUUAUUAAAGUAGCUAUGGUAAGUGAACUAAGCUAAUGAAAGUAACUGGUGUAAGUGAGCUAGCUAGCUAGGCUAAUUUAAGUAACUGGGGAAAACGAACUAGGUAAGUGAGCUAGCCAACUUAAGUAUCUUUUUUAAGUGAGCUAGCUAGCUAACUGAAUUAAAUAGGGUAAAUGAGCUAACUAGCUAAGCUACUUGAGAUAACCGGGGCAAGUGAGCUAACUAGCUAAGCUAUUUGAAGUAAUUGGGGUAAGUGAGCUAGCUAGUUAAUCUAACUGAAGUAACUGGUGUAAGUGAGCUAACUAGCUAAGCUAAUUUAAGUACUUGGGCUAAGUAAGCUAGCUAGCUAAGCUAACUGAAGUAACUGGGGCAAGCUAACUAGCUAGCUAGGCUAACUCUGGUAACAUAGGAAAACGAACUAGCUAACUGAAGUAGGUAGUUAACUAGGUUAACUGUGAAAAGCUAAAUAUCCAGCUAAGCUAACUCAGUUAGCAUUAGCACACGGCUGUGUGUUUUUAGCAGCAGAAGCUAACUAACUGCAGUCCGGGUAAAACACAGAUCCACACGGAGCGGCCCGGUUACCGGGCAGAACCCUGAUCUGUGAGCGAUGCCAGCCCGCAAGAGAAAGCUCCUCUCCCCUGACCCAGUUUCAGAACCGUCAGAACCAGAACCCAGGCGGGCGCUGCAGCAGACCCGCCCGGAGGAGAGCGGCAGAAUCGCGGGGACGGACCGGGAGGAGCUCCGGAGUGUGUAUUUCCCCAUUAAACCCGAACCUGCAGCCGAAACUGGACCCAAAACUGGACCAGAACCUGGAGGCCGGCUGGGCUUUACCUUCUUCAACCAGCCGUGUGUGGAUUUAGCCCGAGCCUUUCUGGGGAAGGUGCUGGUGCGCACACAGGCUGAUGGGACGGAGCUGAGGGGACGGGUGGUGGAGACGGAGGCGUAUCUGGGUGGAGAGGACAGGGCGUCUCACUCUGCUGGGGGAAAAAGGACGGAGAGGAACGUCGCCAUGUUCAUGAAGCCGGGCACCAUCUACGUUUACCCCAUCUACGGCAUUUACCUGUGCAUGAACGUCUCCAGCCAGGGGGAGGGGGCAGCAGUGCUGCUGCGUGCUCUGGAGCCGCUGCAGGGUCAGAACGUCAUGAGGAAACUUCGGGAAGCUAAACGUCGAGAAGGAGCCAAAACCCUGAGGGACCGGGAGCUCUGUAACGGCCCGUCCAAACUCUGCCAGGCCCUGGACAUCCAGCGGCGCUUCGACCGCCGUGACCUGGCCACCGACGCCCAGGUGUGGCUGGAGGACUCCGAAACACCUGGAACACCUGGAACCGGAGUGGUGGUUUCAGCACCGCGGAUCGGAAUCGACUCUCACGGCGAAUGGGCCACGAAACCGCUGCGGUUCUACCUGCAUAGAAACACCUGCGUCAGCGUCGUCAACAGAGACGCAGAGAACAGACUACAGGUAACGGACAGGUGCGCUCAGAACAGGACAGGUACACAGACAGCAGGACACCUGAAACCUUCAUGAUCCCUCAUGACUGGAUGUUAAAUUUCUAAUCGUUAUUAAACAAAAAGGCACCUGUGAGAAAGCCUUAAUGUUUUGAAAUAAUAUUACAAAAUAGAAUAUUGCAAUAAAAGAGUUUUUUAAUGGUAAUUAACUUGGUUAUAAAUACUUUAAGUACUGUUUAAUACUGUUAUUCAGCCACGAAAGUCGGAUACAUAUUAGAUUCUAUCGUAUCUGUACCACAUAUUGAAGUGGCAAUGGAAUAUAUCAGAUACAGUCAGUGUGUGUUUGCUGUUCACAUUACCACACCUGUAUCAUAAAUGAUGUAAAUGAUCAUAUUUGGGCCACUUUUACCUGCAGUGUGAAUGUAACCUUAGUAAACACAGUGGAUACAAUGAUAUCUUGAUCAUUAAAAAAUAUUGAGGUAAAUAUGUAAAUAUAUUGUAUGAUAAAUCAAAAACAUAAUUAUUGAGACAGGCCUACCUGUACCAGGACUUUUCUGUAGAAUUCACUUAAUUAAAAAAAUUUAAAGUGCUUUUUUAAUAAACAUACAUGUUGGA
This is a messenger RNA of Astyanax mexicanus (Mexican tetra), 2415 nucleotides long. It is a transcript of the gene mpg, whose product is annotated as N-methylpurine DNA glycosylase. Gene Ontology annotation, biological process: base-excision repair. The record is from RefSeq and is a predicted model, not a curated record. Gene Ontology annotation, molecular function: alkylbase DNA N-glycosylase activity; DNA binding. The transcript has 3 exons. Bases 962 to 1879 code for a protein of 305 amino acids. Lineage: Eukaryota; Metazoa; Chordata; Actinopteri; Characiformes; Acestrorhamphidae.